AUGGUAGAGGUAGAGGAGAUGAACACAGAGGUAAUGUUGAGAAUAAUGUUUGUAGGACAGAUGGUUGUGGCUGAAACCUUUUUUGACCCCAUUUCCGAUUUGAAAUCUCAAUUGGGUCAGGCCCAAGAGGAGCUGAAAGAGCAGUUGGCUUUUGCGGAAGCUGAUAAGAAAGAAGCUCAGGAAGAGCUAGAGAAGAAGACUAAGGAGCCAGCCGCAGAGGAGGCCACUAAGGAGGUAGAACACCUUCCUCCUCCUCAAGGGGAAACCCAUGAACCCAAUGAGGAAAUCAGCAUUGGACAACUUGGUUCAUCGUUGAACAACUUUAACGCGAAGCACCAGAAGAAGUUGAGGGUGCAGACAGAGACAGAGCAAUGGAGGAAGGCAGCUGAUGCAGCAACGGCGGUGUUGGCCGACAGAAUGGAGAUGAACGGGAGGGUGACAGAAAGGUGUGGCUCAAUGGACAAGCACCUGAACAACGGUGGCCUUGAAACGGCUGGUGGUGGAUACACCGGAUUCGAUAACUUGCACUAUUCGCUGCUGCAGUGA
Molecule: messenger RNA, 546 nt
Organism: Nelumbo nucifera (sacred lotus)
Lineage: Eukaryota; Viridiplantae; Streptophyta; Magnoliopsida; Proteales; Nelumbonaceae
Source: RefSeq, a predicted model, not a curated record